Heterocephalus glaber (naked mole-rat) is the source of this 7521-nucleotide messenger RNA. It is a transcript of the gene Kndc1, whose product is annotated as kinase non-catalytic C-lobe domain containing 1. The record is from RefSeq and is a predicted model, not a curated record. Lineage: Eukaryota; Metazoa; Chordata; Mammalia; Rodentia; Bathyergidae. Gene Ontology annotation, cellular component: neuronal cell body; dendrite; guanyl-nucleotide exchange factor complex. Gene Ontology annotation, biological process: small GTPase-mediated signal transduction; regulation of dendrite morphogenesis. Gene Ontology annotation, molecular function: guanyl-nucleotide exchange factor activity.
CAGGCGGCGGGCGCGUUGCCAUGGCGGCCGGGCGCGCGUAGCCGACGGUGCCCAGCACGGCCAGGCAGGCGCAGAGGCGGUGGCCAGCUGGGGAGGGAACCUGCAGGGGAGAGAACACGGGGGAGGGGACCCGCGAGGGCUGCGCGAACGCGGCUGGAGACCCAGCCUACCGCGCAGGUCCCUACCGAGAGCGAACAUGCAGGCCAUGGACCCUGCCGCCCCGGGCUUCUACGAGGAGGAUGUCAAGGACCUGGACUUCUACGACUUUGAACCGCUCCCCACCCUCCCGGAAGACGAGGAGAACGUGACCCUGGCUGACAUCCUCUCCCUGCGGGACAGUGGCCUCAGCGAGCAGGAGGCCUGGGCAGUGUGCCUGGAGUGCAGCCUGUCCAUGCGGAGCGUUGCCCACUCUGCCAUCUUCCAGACCCUGUGCAUCACACCUGAUACUCUGGCCUUCAACACCAGCGGAAAUGUGUGCUUCAUGGAACAGCUCAGUGAUGACCCUGAGGGUGCCUUUGUCCCUCCAGAGUUUGACCUGACUGGGAACACCUUUGAGGCUCACAUCUACUCUCUGGGGGCCACGCUGAAGGCCGCCCUCGAGUAUGUGGCAGAGCCUGAGCUGGAACCCAAGCUAAGUCCGGACCUGGAGACACUGCUGGGCCAGAUGCAGGCAGAGGAUCCCAGAGACCGGCCAGAUCUGAAGAGCAUCAUAGCACUAUGUGAGGAGAAGAUGCAGCCUAUGUCCUCAUGCCGCCUGUGCCGGAGUCUCUCAGCCAUCGGGAGGAGGGUGCUGUCCAUCGAGUCCUUUGGAGCAUUUCAGGACGUCAGCGAGAACACCUGGAAGGGGAGACCUGCUCCAAGAAGUGUGGGGCCCAAGAGACUCCCUGGAGACCUCAGCGCUGACCCAGAGGCCCUAUCCACUCCCGAGGGCCAGCCCCAGCCUCAUGCCCCCAGGGACCCAGAGCGGGAGGCCAGCUGGGGCCCCAGGCCACCACCCACCAAGCCACUGCUAUUGGCCCCCAUGAAAAACGGUGAGAGCCCAAGCCAGGAGGGGCUGGCCAGUCUUGUCCUGGAUACCACAUCCCUCCUUGGUGAGCCAGACAGAGACGUCAAGAGGAGCCGCCUGAGAAAGGUGCAGACAUUCCCCAGGCUGCUGCCUGAGGGCCCUGAGGCCAAUGCCCUCUGCCUGUCACUGACCAGUGCAAAAAACCAGCUAACUAUAUCUGACUUCUUCCCCCCGGACCCCACGAAGUUCCUUCUAGAGGGGAAAAAUGGCCUUUCAUGCUUCAGGGCACAGUCUAAAAGCAGGCUGUGGCCUGAGCAGGCACCCAGACUCCAGCUGGAAGAGGCACUGGGAACCAGCCAUAACACAGACAGGGGGCCAGGGGCCUCAGGAAAGCCAGACACUUCACCCCCUGACCAGGAGCCUGCAGAGAACAGACACUCGCCCCACCCUGUAGACCUUCAAGAUGCAGGCCAUGAAGCUGGGACUCCUGGAGACACCGAGGGGAUUCCGGAAAGAGGGAAACCAGGAAGCACUGCAUCAGAGCAGUGCCUCUCCCUGCAGGACCUCCUAUCCAAGCUGGGCCGGCCCUUCAGGGAGUACGAGCUCUGGGCCCUGUGCCUCACCUGCCUCAGUGCACUGCAGAAGCAUACAGAGCACCCAGCCUGCCUGUGCCUGGACAACGUCCUGGUGGCUAAGGAUGGAACUGUGUUCUUCGGGCCGCCCCCUGACAACGGCUCCUGCAAUUCAUUCUUUCUGGCUCCCGAGGUGGCAGAGGAAAAGCUGGUGACAGAAAAGGCCUCAGUGUACUGUGUGGCCGCUGUCCUGUGGACAGCAGCCAAGUUCAGCACCCCCCGUGACCAAAAGCUGGCCCUACCACGCAGGCUCAAGACUCUCCUCCUGGACAUGGCCAGGCGCUGUGCUCUGGAGCGGCCAUCUGCAGCUGAGGCCAUUAAGGUCUGUGGGAGCUAUCUCCUCCAGCGGGGCAUGGAUAGCAGAAAGAUCCUAGCCCACCUGUGGGUGUCCACCUGCAAGGUUCACCAGGAGGAAGAGACCAUCGGUCUCCAAAAUGCCUUCUCAGUGGUUGAACUGAAACCCCGAACAGCACCUGCUCCCAAGCCCAGCCCAGGCUUCCUUCCAGUCAACAAUGACACCAGAUUCAUGGCCAUGCCAGGGCCUGUGCCUAGUCUAUCUUCCUGCUAUGAAGGAGCCAGGGAGCUGCCUGCAGCCUUCACCUCUGAAGCCACUCACUUUAAGCCCAUCAUCCUUGCUCAAGAUGAAGGUGUGGCCAGGGACCAGCUUCCUUUUUCCUCAGAGUCAGCUGAGAAGCUCAAGGAGAACAGUGGCCAGUUGGGUGGGAAGGAUGAAGGGGGGCAGGCAGCCCAGAACCUCUCUGGGGCCACAAGCCUGAAGGCACCUGACCAGCUGGCACCCAGUCCAGAGCUGCAGGGAGUAGCCCUGGAACCUGUCAGGGAGUCAGUGCCACACAGCUUGGCCCAGGGGUGCUCCUGCCAGCCAGGCCCCGAACCAGCCAACCAGCAAGAAGGGGCCACACCAGCAAUGCCCAGCUCUCCUGCCCCCACCCCACCCCAAAAGGCACCAGCACUGCCUCCUGAGCAAGGGCCAGAUGGGCAGAUUCCACCUGGAGCCACUCUGCCUCCAAGGCCCACCUCACCCAUACAUGCAAGCCACCCGUGCAAGCCACCCAGGAACAAGGCUGCCGAGACUGAAGGCCCCCGGCCAGUAGCACGGGAACCCACAUUGGCUGCAGUGAGUCCAGACAGUCCCAGGAGCCCAGCUAAUCACCCCGAGAGGCCUUGGCCAACAGACCGCAAACUGUGUCCACCCAGUGUGGACACCUCUUCCCCCCCGAAGAAGACAGCCUGCCCCUCCCUGCAGGAGGCCAUGCGCCUCAUCCAGGAGGAGUUUGCCUUCGAUGGCUACCUAGACAACGGGCUGGAGGCUCUAAUUAUGGGGGAAUAUAUUUACGCCUUGAAAGACCUCACCUUCGCCACUUUCUGUGGUGCCAUCUCUGAAAAGUUCUGUGACCUGUACUGGAAUGAACAGCUGCUACAGAAUCUCUUCAAAGUGGUCAAUGGACCAUCUUCUCCCAUUGAGAGCACUUCUGAGGACACAGGGUCUCAGCUCCAGAGUUCACCAGGCAGCUGUGCAACAUCCAGCAAAAGACCCUCAUUGCACGGACUGGGCAAAGAAAAACCAGCUGCACCAUGGGGCAGUGGAGGCCCCUGCUCACCCACCAUACUGUCAGACAUAGACUCUGACACACUCUCAGAGGGAAACCUGGAGGUGGGAUUUCGACCUCAGAAGUCAAUAAAAGCUGCACGAGACCAGAAGCCUGAAGCAAGAGAAGAUGGACAAGGCCCAGGCCUGGAGCCAGUUGGCAAGACCUCAGACACAGAUACUGUGGCCCAGCUGGCCAGGCCCAAUGAGGGCAGCCAGGCAGUGUCUCUGGGCCCAGCUGAGUUCCAGAGCUGCAGCCCUGGCUGGUCCAGUGCCUUCUAUGAGGCUGACUGCUUUGGGGCUGACGUCUACAACUAUGUGAGGGAUCUGGGGAGACAAAAGGCUGGUGGGCACCCAGAGCCCGAAGCCGAGAGCCUGGUGAGUCCAGGGCUUCUGCCUGCUGAGGGGUGGGGCAUCACUGUACCCUCAGGAUCACCACUGGCAGUGCUUCCAGGUCACCCCAGAAGGCAGGAGCUGGAGCAGCAGCUCAUGAUAGAGAAAAGAAACUACCGCAAGACCCUGAAGUUCUACCAGAAACUUUUACAGAAGGAAAAGCGCAACAAAGGCUCUGAGGUAAAGACCAUGUUGUCCAAGCUGAGGGGGCAGCUGGAGGAGAUGAAGUCCAAAGUGCAGUUCCUCAGCCUGGUCAAGAAGUACCUGCAGGUCAUGUAUGCGGAGCGCUGGGGCCUGGAGCCCUGUGCCCUGCCAGUGAUCGUGAACAUCGCAGCAGCCCCCUGUGACGCACUAGACUUCAGCCCCCUGGAUGAGUCCUCCUCUCUCAUCUUCUACAAUGUCAACAAGCACCAGUGCGGGGGCCGGCAAAAGAAGGCUCGCGUCCUACAGGCCGGCACACCACUGGGGCUCAUGGCCUACCUCUACUCCAGUGACGCCUUCCUCGAGGGCUACAUCCAGCAGUUCCUGUAUACCUUCCGCUACUUCUGCACACCGCACGACUUCCUGCAUUUCCUCCUAGACCGUAUUAGCAGCACUCUGUCCAGGGUCCACCAGGACCCCACCUCAACCUUCACCAAGAUCUACAGGAGGAGCCUCUGCAUCCUGCAGGCCUGGGUGGAAGACUGCUACACUGUGGACUUCACAAGGAAUGUGGGGCUGCUGGAGCGCCUGGAGGACUUCAUCUCUUCCAAGAUUCUGCCCCUGGACAGCUCUGCUGAGCACCUGUUGGGCCUCCUGGAGGUGGGCACUGACCGGCGGCCUGAUGGCACCCCCCGAGGCACAGACCUGGAGGACCCCAAGGAAGCUGAGGAGGACACCAGACCCUUCAAUGCCCUCUGCAAGAGGUUCUCAGAGGAUGGCAUCUCCCGAAAGAGCUUCCCCUGGAGGCUGCCCCGGGGCAAUGGACUGGCACUGCCACACCACAAGGAGCGCCAGUACACCAUCGCAUCUGCCCUGCCGAAGCCCUGCUUCUUCGAAGACUUCUAUGGCCCCUAUGCCAAAGCUAGCGAGAAGGGGCCCUAUUUCCUGACUGAGUACAGCACACACCAGCUCUUCACUCAGCUGACACUGCUGCAGCAGGAACUGUUUCAAAAGUGCCACCCCGUACACUUUCUAAACUCACGGGCCCUGGGUGUCAUGGACAAAAGCACAGCCAUUCCUAAAGCCACCUCUUCCGAGUCUUUGUCUGCCAAAACCUGUAGCCUGUUUCUGCCCAAUUAUGUCCAGGACAAGUACCUGUUACAGCUUUUAAGAAAUGCAGAUGACGUCAGUACCUGGGUGGCUGCUGAAAUAGUGACCAGCCAUACCUCCAAGUUGCAGGUGAACUUGCUCUCUAAGUUUCUGCUGAUUGCAAAAUCUUGCUAUGAGCAGAGGAACUUUGCGACAGCCAUGCAAAUCCUGGGCGGACUGGAGCACUUGGCCGUGAGGCAGUCCCCUGCCUGGAGAAUCCUGCCUGCAAAGAUCGCAGAGGUCAUGGAGGAGCUAAAAGCUGUGGAGGUCUUCCUGAAAAGCGACAGCCUAUGUCUGAUGGAAGGACGGCGCUUCCGGGCCCAGCCCACCCUGCCCUCAGCCCGCCUCCUGGCCAUGCACAUCCAGCAGCUAGAGACUGGGGGCUUCACCAUGACCAAUGGAGCCCACAGAUGGAGCAAGCUCAGAAACAUAGCCAAGGUGGUGAGCCAGGUCCAUGCAUUCCAGGAGAACCCCUACACAUUCAGCCCCGACCCCAAGCUGCAGGCGCAUCUCAAGCAAAGGAUCGCACGUUUCAGCGGGGCUGACAUUUCCAUCUUAGCAGCAGACAACAGGGCCAACUUCCACCAGAUCGAAAGCGAGAAGCAUUCCCGGAAGAUCCAGGACAAACUACGAAGGAUGAAAGCUACAUUCCAGUAGUGAGGAUGCAACUGAGUGUGAGAGUCCAAGAGGAACCAGACCUACAGGAGGCAGCUGGGGAGCAAGGAGCCGCUCCAGGGCCACCUGCAUGAGACUGCUCUGCACGUGGAGCCCUGAGCAAUGUAGGUUUCCACCACUCCCCACUCCCCAGGUGAAGAGGUGGAGGGUCACAGCGACUCACCCAUGGCCACUCCACAGAGAGGGCAAAGCCAGCUCCAACACAGACCCAGCACCCAGAACUGGCCCUUUCCAGGACGUGGGCAGGGUGGGCACAAGAGUUUGGAGAUCCUGUUUCUGCAAGAAUUUAAAAAUUAAGUUUAAAAAUCACAAUAGAAAGCCAAGUAUGGUGACACACAUCUGUGAUCCCAGCACUCCAGAGGCUGAGGCAGGAGAACUGCUGUGAGUUCAAGGCCUGCCUGGGCUACACAGUAAAUUCAAGGCCAGCCUGAACUACAUAGUGAGACCCUGUCUCACAAAAAAAAAAAAAAAAAAGGAAGAAAAUAGAAUAAACUUUCCCCAGAGUUUUUGUACCUAUUUCUCCAAGAUGAAUGACUUUCAUCCCAUUCUUGUUAUGAUCCCCUUUUAAAACAACAACACUCAUUCACCCUUGACUAGACAGAUUCCAAACUUAGCUACUAGCUUAAGAGUGUUUCCAUGUUUGUUUAACAGAGAAGGACCAAAAACUCAGCUGAACCCAUGGGCUUCAAGGCUUCUAAAACCUUCCAUAGAAGAGGCCUAGGGCCGGGGAUUUAGCUCAGUGGUUCUGGCGCCUGCCUCGCAAGUGCAAGGUCCCAAGUUCGAUCCCCAGUACCAAAAAAAAAAAAAAGAAGUAGAAGAGGCCCAAAGCUUCUGGAUGAGCUGGCCCUGCUGGGUUUACAUUCCCACCUACCCUCAGUCCUCCCUGUAGGAGAUCUCUGCCAUCCUACACCCAGCUGCCAAGCCAGUUAGGAGAAGCAGCCUCUGUCCCAGCUAGGCUUACUCCUGUGGCAGCUGCUCCUUUCUAUGCCCUCCACUCACCCUCAGCUUAGGAGAACUGCAGUGAUACAGGCGCUCUGCCAAAGGCUGUACUCCCUGGAAAAGGGCACUGGACACCACCCAUGGACCCUGAGAGUGUCCCACCACCUGCCCUAAGGCCUGGGGACUGCAAGACUGCCUACCUGUGUUCAGCAGCAGCCAUGCAUGCGCACACCCAACCACUGCGUUCCCUCAGCUGUGCACCACCACUAGCGCUUUGUCAGACCAGAAUGUGAAGUUUGCAGUCUCAGUUGUACCAAGCCCUUCCCCGAGUUCAUGGUCUCCAUCAGCUGGUGUUAAAAUUGACUCAGUGAUGGGACCAGGGGCCUGGGAAUAGGACAGGGUGUGGCCGGUCAGAGCCCUACACUAGGCACCAGAGCUCUCAGAUCCCUGGUACCAUUCCAGGAACUGCCUGCCACCAGACCCAAGGUUGUUCUAUGUUUUAGAAUUAAUGAUUCCAGGGCCAGGGAUUUAGCUCAGUGGUUUCGGCACCUGCUGUGCAAGUGCAAGGACCCGAGUUCAAUCCCUGGUACCAAAAAAAAAAAAAAUUAAUGAUUCCUUAGUGAACCAGCUAGUGGUAUUUCUAGGCAGGCUGUGACUUGUAACAAAAUGUUGACUUUUUAAUGCCAAGAUGUGUUUUCCCACAUGCAUUCAUUGGGGGUAACAGGCCCUGCUAACUUGGACACACCAUGCACAUGUGACUACCGUUUUCAGGCUUUUCUAUGAAGAUUAUGUUCUGCUGAUCAAUGCCUACGCUUCCAGAUUUUGUAUUUCACACAGAUGGUAUCCAGCCCCAAUCAAUAUUUCAAUGGCAACAACUUAUAUCAUGGGAAAGUGACCAGGCUUUGGCUUCAGCACUGUUUGCAUGGCACCCUGAUGUCACAUGGUACAAAUUUCUAAAUAAAAUCAUUUCUAUCAAGCCA